AUGUUCUGUGGGAAGCAAGCAGUUGACGUUGACGAGCAAAUCGCCGAGAACCGCCUAUCCUCGGUUGACGGAUCAGCCAAUGAGCGGGUCGGCGAUGCGAAUCAGCUCUUGCUCGUCCGUUCACCCGGUCCGAGAGCGUUGUCAUCGGCAUCCAUUCUGCUUCCCUCGGUGGUUCCUGCCAUCUCCCGUCCUGGAGAUCUGUCUUGA
This is a messenger RNA of Penicillium lagena, 207 nucleotides long. RefSeq lists its product as uncharacterized. The transcript has a single exon. Bases 1 to 207 code for a protein of 68 amino acids. The record is from RefSeq and is a predicted model, not a curated record. Lineage: Eukaryota; Fungi; Ascomycota; Eurotiomycetes; Eurotiales; Aspergillaceae.